AUGUUUAAUUUCUCCAACUCCUUUCCUUCUCCAAUCAAUGGCUUCCCUCAUUCUUCUGGUGUCUUUUUUGGUCACGAAAAAGAUGGUGUUCAUUUCAACCACCACCCAUUUAUCGCCGGAGAUUGCUCUUUUGAUCAUCUUCAAACUCCUUUACCCAUUAAAGCAUCAAGCAUACAAAAUUCCGAUAAUCGCAAUCAUCUGAAUCUUUCAGAAUCAGUGAAUUCUCCCUCUAGAAAGCGAGUUGCAGUUUCAAAGAAAGAUCGACACAGUAAGAUCUUCACAGCUCAAGGUCCCAGAGAUCGGCGGGUGAGAUUAUCAAUUGAGAUUUCAAGAAAGUUUUUUGGUCUUCAAGAUUUGUUAGGGUUUGAUAAAGCAAGCAAAACCCUUGAUUGGCUCUUUACGAAAUCGAAGUCCGCCAUUAAAGACUUGCUCGAAGAAAAGAAGCACACGUUAUCUCCUUCAACUCUUACUGAUCAAUGUGAAGAAGUUUUCAUGGAGAAAGGAGAUCAUGUCGAAAAGAAGGGCAAAAAGAAGAAACCAGUAGCUAAGUACGUUAAUGGCGGCAAAAGGAAGAAGAAAACAACACCAAAAAAUCCGAAAACUGGUUUCUCGAUGAAUCUUGCAGCUAGAAUCCAAAUCUUCUUGAUGAUCGUAAUUACUGCUAUCUUCAAUCACAAAGCAACCACGAACCCAAAAUUGGGGAAUCAUUCAUGGAACAAAAGCUUCCAAAGCCAUACUCACUUCUGUAUACUUCCCACAACUUUGUUGGAUCAAAAGAUUCAAUAUCCCAGUUUAAGAACAAUCUCCAUUGAUCUAGAUCUUGAAGAGCAGCCGGAUCUAUUACUGAUCACUGCAAAAGAUCUGGUCGAUGAUGGAGCGAGAUAUAUACCUUAAGGAUGUAAGUCCAUAAAUGUUGUUGAUUAAACAGUUAAUCCAUUUUACUAUUUAUUUUUUAUGCCUUUUGAGUGUUUGUAACUUUGAUCUAUCUACCAAUAUAUGACACUCGUGAUAUGUACG
Messenger RNA from Lactuca saligna, 1017 nucleotides. NCBI's taxonomy places the organism in Eukaryota, Viridiplantae, Streptophyta, Magnoliopsida, Asterales, Asteraceae. The record is from the annotation of a GenBank genome assembly.